GAUGGUAGUUAGAAACGACGCUCAGUUACCGACGCUCGCUCACAGGCACCGGAACUGUUACUAAAUUAUCCGUUAAAGUCGUGACAUGUUACACGUUCAUUUUCAAUACGGUGAAAUAUAGCUCGUAAUUUAUCUGUGACGAGAACCACUGCAGGAAGACAAGGUUCAUGUGACCUCCAGUGAAUCAAAAUGUGGAUUUCCAAUGAGUUUGGGUUCCUGUUUCUCUCAGCUUUAACACUGAAUUUAUGCGACGCCUUCGAAACAAGAUCCUGUAAUGAACCACUCGGAAUGGAAUCUGGCACCAUUCCUGAUGAGGCCAUUACUGCCAGCUCCUCUUAUGUUCCUAAUGUUGGUCCUCGAAAUGGCAGGCUUCGGGUAGAGAAAGCAGGGGGCGGAUGGUGUCCAAAACAACAAGUGGAAAGAGGAAUUAGAGAAUAUCUACAAGUAGAUUUGGGUGAGGUUCACGUAGUCACAGGAGUACAAACUCAAGGGAGGUAUGAUAGAGGUCGAGGUCAAGAAUAUGCCGAAGAGUACACAGUGGAAUAUUGGCGGCCUGGUUUAAACGAAUGGAAGGAAUACAAGCGAUGGGAUAAUAAGCAGAUAUUGCGAGGGAACAGUGACACCGCUUCUGUGGAAAGUCAGCGUUUAAUGCCUCCAGUGUUCGCUAGCAAAGUGCGAAUUCUGCCCUACAGCGUCCACAGGAGAACUGUUUGCCUCCGAAUUGAACUUCUGGGAUGUCCGUAUGAAGGCGGAAUUAUUUCCUACAGCAUUCCCGAAGGCUCAGAACCAUCCCAGGGACUCUACGACAGUUCCUACGAUGGUACCCGUAACGACGGGACACUAGAAGGUGGUUUAGGCCGUCUGGUAGACGGCGAAUUUGGUGCCGACAAUUUUAGAUUAGAUAUAGGCUACGGCAAAGGUAAUGGAUGGAUUGCUUGGAAGAAUGACACAAGUGCUAAUGGCUACGUCGAACUUACGUUUGAAUUUGAUCAAAUACGAAACUUUAGCGAAGUUUAUUUGUUCACAAAUAAUUUUUUUAGCAGAAAUGUACAGGUUUUCUCCAAAGCGAAAGUGAUGUUCAGUAUCGGAGGACGUUUCUACAAUGGCCCAACACUGUCCUAUUCAUACAUGCCAGAUCGAGUGCUGGAAAAUGCCCGGAACGUCUCCAUUAAUCUUCAUCAAAGACUCGCUCGUUUCAUCAAACUGCGUCUGUUUUUCGCGGACCGCUGGAUGAUGCUCAGUGAAGUAGCCUUUGAUUCUGUGCCUGUCGCGUUCAAUAUUUCCGAAGAGGAAACUCUUGAUCUUAGUGAAAACGAACUUGUAAUUAGUUCAGCCGGUGGAAAUACAUUGGAUGCUUUUGAAACAAUUGCAGCUCGCAAAGAAGGUGAUACAUACGUGGAAAUAAUCAUAGGUGUAUUAACGGCAAUAAUAUUAUUACUCCUAGUAGUUUUUGUGAUCAUUUUGAUACUCAACAAACGACACAAGCUGCAAGGCUCGCCCACCUUGCUUAAAAACCCGUUCGGUGUCACCAUCAACAUGAAGGAUUUGUUGAUGAAUUUAUCAUCGAGUAAUAACGCGGCUCAGAGCAGCCACCCGACUCCAGUGAGUCAAGAAGCGCCAGGAGACUCCUCGUCCGUUUCUUUCGAACAGUAUCGAUCUCCGCUUGUAGGAAAUUAUUAUACACCGAAUUACGCAACGUUGAGGUGUUCGUCAACAAUGGAAGAACCGGAGGAGCCUCCGGAAGUACCUCCGUUACCCGACUCACCGACACUACAUCAAAGUCCCAUUUCAGCAUCGUCUCCUCUCCACUACAGAAGUUUACAAAGCACGCCAGCAAUAAGUCCAAAGUCGAAGAUGAUUAAUUUAGGAAAUUAUUUUCCGAGAGUUGCCACUGAUCCACCAAAUCGGAAACGAUACCACACAGCGCCGAGGGAGAAACACAGGAUACCACCGCCAGUUGUGUGCUGGAACAUUGCUCCAAGCAUGGGUCACGCUUACAGCUGCAGGGAAGCGGAAUUAGUACCGAUACCGCGAUAUUCUCUCCGGCCUUUGGAAAAAGUCGGAUCCUGUCACGCUGGAGAGAUCACCCUCUGCGAAACGGAAGGUUUGGAGGAUAUAAUUCCGGGCGUGUGUCGUUUAGUGGCUGUCCGAACACCGAGUCCGGAAAGAGCGAAAAGUGAUGCUGCGACAGGUUCAAUGGAAUCACUCCGAGAAGUUCGCUUUCUCGCCAGCUUAUCUGAUCCGAAUAUUUGUAAAGUUCUGGGAGUUUGUACGGCCGAACAGCCACCCUGGACCGUCAUUGAAUACGGUGAAAUGGGAGAUCUAGCUCAAUAUCUGCAGUUUCUCGUCAAUAGGAAUGGCACUGUUCGGUCGUCGGCCGAUCAACCCGUAAGCGUGGAUAAUCUCAUCUACAUGGCCAGCCAAGUAGCUUCCGGAAUGAAGUAUCUCGAAAGCAAACAUGUAGUUCACAAAGAUCUCGCUGCUAGGAACUGCCUGGUUGGUAGGAGAUUCGUAGUUAAAAUAGCAGACGUAGCAAUGUGUAAACCCCAAUAUAGGAAAGAUUAUGCCGAAAUUGGCGGUCGGCCACCUGCUCCCAUCCGCUGGUUACCAUGGGAGAGCAUCCUCCUCGAUCGAUAUUCGUGCUCAAGCAGUGUUUGGGCGUUCGCUGUCACUCUAUGGGAGAUUCUCAGUUUUGCAUGCGAACGGCCUUUUAGCAAUUUAUCCAAUGAGAAAGUCAUACAAAACGCCGAACACAUGUAUUACGGGGGCGAACUUCAGGUCUUGUUAAGCAAACCACCCAUUUGCUCAACAGAGAUCUACGAAAUGAUGUGUCAGUGCUGGAAGAGGGACGACACCGAAAGACCCACCUUCAAGGAGAUUUGCUUGUUCUUGAAACAUCACAAUAAAGACUACACGCCCACCGACUGAUACAAAAGCGCAGAUUGAGACACAGGGUGAUCAAAAUUUAGUUUCGAUUCGAGUCAAAAUUAUCAAAUCUUAGAACACUCUGUAAAGCGCUGCACAACUCCUCUGAAUUGUAAAACUCUAUAUCGUUGAAAUAAAUUAAAACGUGCUUUUAGACUGAGGCAGGGUUAUGAUUUGCUAACCAAUUGUCGUGAUAUUGCACAUAUUCUAAAUCUAUUUUCUGAAGCAAUAAAGGAACAUUAUUUAAAAUAGACGUGUUAUUCAACAAAUUACGAAUAAAUGCAUAUUUUAUAUUUAAAAACUGCAACGCCGGCUUGGGGCAAAAGGACGAACCUUUGGCAGAAAAGUAUCAAUAAAGUUAGAUUAAACUUUAGGUGUGUGGAUAGGAAUGACGGUUUUUGAUCACCCUGUACUAUAUCAUAAUUAGGAACUGCAGCACAUUCUAUAAAAUUAUGUAAAUAUUUAUAGUGACUCUAAUACAAUAAAUUAUAAAUUCAAACGAUAUUGAGAUAAACUGCAAUAUUUAUCUCGUCCAUUAUGCUAAAUUAUGUGGGUUUACAAAUGCAAUAAUAUUAAUCAAUUGGCUCAAACAUUCUAGUAACUUUGUUGGAAUUGCACUUAUUUAUAAAUCAAUGAAUAAUAAAUUAAGAUUUUUUUAAGCUUAUUUGAUUGAAUUUUUUACUGGUCUGGAUUGUUUGAAGGGAACUGUCCCACUUGCUAUUAAUAAAAGUUGUCUGCAAGUUAUUGGGGACUUGACCUAAAACUUAAAAUACAGCCCACGAUUUACUAAUUAAUAAAUAACCCAGUUAAUUUAGCAUAUUGUAACGCCAAGUGCUUCCAUUAUUUCUUAGAGAAUGUUGAAAUAUUAAAUAGCAACAGGUUUGGUUAUCGAAUUAUUUGGCACAACAGAAAUUUUUGUGGGAAACUUAUUUUCCAUUUACCACACCGUAUGAUUAAAGACUGACUCCAGAAACAGUUAUUCACGAAAUCUUUAAUUAUUGUAAUUUAUUACCUUCAAUAUUUCGUCGAUAGUUGCUUGUGCAACCAACCUUUUUCGUUGGAAUACUUACUGUUGAAUUUCUUUCGACGACAAUCAGAAAAUUCAGUAUUGGAACGAUUUUAAAUAAAACACAAAGUUAUAAUAAUAAAUAAUGUAUUUGAUGUUGUAUUGAUUUGAUAGAUAAAUCUUUUGUACCAGUUAAAAUAAUUUUAUACAAAAAAUGGACCAAAACACAAAAAAAUAUAUUGUAGAUACUUAUAAUAAAUAAUACGCAACAACAAAUUAAAUAUUGAGCAAAUAGAACGUAAAAUAAAGUAUGUACUAUUUAUAAAACAUGUUUUGAAGUAAUACCAAAGUACUACACAAGUGAGUUCUAUUUUUUGUGAAAAAAUGCUCGAAAGUAUCUAAUAACUUAAUUAAAUUAGUACGGAACGCAACAAUUUAUAAAAACCACAUAAUUUACUUUCUUUUCUGGUUGCACAGAUCAGGUCAAGGCCUCGCUUCGGCGGCCUUGCUCUGUCUCAUUAACUUCCAACAAAAAAUUAGAUGCUUUUGAGCUCGAUUCUUUAGCAGAUCAAUGCACAGGAUAAUAGGCUAAAUACAACCGCUUAAAAUUUCAAAUGUUCAAAAACUUGUAAAUAUAUGAACUGUAUUAUUUACAACUUUAAAAAAUAAACUUAUGUUCAACA
Messenger RNA from Tribolium castaneum (red flour beetle), 4614 nucleotides. RefSeq names its product discoidin domain-containing receptor 2. Gene Ontology annotation, cellular component: signaling receptor complex; plasma membrane. Bases 190 to 2928 code for a protein of 912 amino acids. The record is from RefSeq and is a predicted model, not a curated record. Gene Ontology annotation, molecular function: protein tyrosine kinase collagen receptor activity; ATP binding; collagen binding. The transcript has 17 exons. NCBI's taxonomy places the organism in Eukaryota, Metazoa, Arthropoda, Insecta, Coleoptera, Tenebrionidae. Gene Ontology annotation, biological process: positive regulation of phosphatidylinositol 3-kinase/protein kinase B signal transduction; cell surface receptor protein tyrosine kinase signaling pathway; positive regulation of kinase activity.